Messenger RNA from Trachymyrmex septentrionalis, 1144 nucleotides. Its product is annotated as AN1-type zinc finger protein 2A. Lineage: Eukaryota; Metazoa; Arthropoda; Insecta; Hymenoptera; Formicidae. The transcript is spliced from 2 exons. Gene Ontology annotation, cellular component: cytoplasm; endoplasmic reticulum. The coding region runs from base 291 to 923 and encodes 210 amino acids. The record is from RefSeq and is a predicted model, not a curated record. Gene Ontology annotation, biological process: protein targeting to ER; proteasome-mediated ubiquitin-dependent protein catabolic process. Gene Ontology annotation, molecular function: zinc ion binding.
CCUGGUUUCAUCAGUGUUGAGUGCAUGCGGCUGUCGUGGGUAAGAUUGGUUUGUCAGAGUUACUGUCAAAUGCUGCCCUGUCUGCUAUCGAAAAUUGUAGCGUACAAUCGUAAAAUUUGAGCGAUUAAUCACGUACGUGCUUAAAGACUUGUGUUACGUCAGUGAUAGAGAGAGAGAGAGAGAGAGAGAGAGAGAGAGAGAGGAGAAAAACGCGCAGCGCCUACAAUUUCGUAGCUCUUCAUUUUGGCUGAGUCAAGAGAUCUGGUGAAGAAAAUUACAACGUUAUCAAAAUGGAAUUUCCAAAUUUGGGAGAACAUUGCUCUGAGAGCACAUGCAACCGCUUGGAUUUUUUACCUCUAAAGUGCGAUGCUUGUCAAGGAAUCUUUUGCACAGAUCAUAUAACUUAUACAACUCACAGCUGCCCCAGCGCGUACAAGAAGAAUAUACAGGUGCCUGUAUGCCCAUUGUGUGAUGUUCCUAUACCAAUAAAGCGUGGCGAUCUGCCUGACGUAGCCGUAGGAUUGCAUAUAGAUAAUGACUGUAGAGAAAGCCGUAGAAAGGUAUUCUCCAAUAAGUGUUCUUCAAAGGGGUGCAAAGUCAAAGAGAUGGUGCCGGUAAAAUGUAAUGAAUGCGGUGCCAAUUUUUGCCUCAAGCACAGACAUCCCACCGAUCACGCUUGUAUCGGAGCGGAGGAGGCAUUGAGAUUACGUAGAUUGGAGGCACUAAAUAAGAAAAGUCAAACGAAAAUAUCACCGAAUAGCAGCAACAGCAAUUCGCAUCCAUUUCGAAGCCUUCAAGGAACGAUGACCGAAGAUGAAGCAUUAGCUAGAGCUCUCCAAGCUUCCUUAGACGAUGAAGAGAGAAGCAGACGUAUGUUACAACCAGUGCCUUCUGGAAACCGAGAUAGAUGUAGACUUUCGUAACUAUCUACACAUUAUUUUAUACCGUUAUAGAAAAAAAGCUUCUUCCUUGUUUCCUAAAAAUCUAUGGAUAUAAUGAUAUGUAUUACGAUCCUAUUAAAGUUAGCGUCAAACUAUACAUAAUUUGUGAUUCGAAGCUCGCAGUUUAUAAGUAGUGUGAAUGGACAAAUUCACCGAAUUCGCAUUUGUUGUUUACCAUUCAAUUUACGAAUCGGUUUUUUAAA